Molecule: messenger RNA, 895 nt
Organism: Arachis ipaensis
Lineage: Eukaryota; Viridiplantae; Streptophyta; Magnoliopsida; Fabales; Fabaceae
Cellular component (GO): cytoplasm
Source: RefSeq, a predicted model, not a curated record
UUGGAUUUCAAUUGCUAGCUUUAAUAUUUUUCCCUCUUUUCGUCACGAGAUUUAUGACCUGAAGCUCGAUUCCUUGACUGCUUUUCAGUUUCAUAAACUUGGGGGAUUCUUCCCUCUUAUGGAACUUGAGUUCUGAAACUAAAGUGAAGAUCUAUUUGUUGACAGUGAAUAGGAUGGAUCACUUUGCGGGAGCUGAAGAGCAUCUUGCUCAACAAAGACUGAGGCAGAAGCUUGAUGAAGUCAAUGUAGCUGCUCAAAAUAACCUUGCCCCUAUCCAAGACCAUGUCAAUUUCACUCUCCAGAAAGCAUAUUUCAAAUGUGCGUAUGAGUGCUUUGAUAGGAGCAGAAGGCAGGAAGAGAUAACUAAUUGUGUCGAAAAUUGCAGUAUUCCUCUUGCUAAUGUUCAACAGACUUUUGAUACUGAGAUGCAAAAGUUUCAGGAGAAAUUGAAUAGAUCUCUGAUGGUAUGUCAAGAUAGGUAUGAGUCUGCAAAGCUCCAGCAGAAAGGUGGGGCCAUGAAUGAUAUGGUUUCCUGUGCUGAUGAGGCGAUCCAAGACAGCAUCAAGAUGCUACCACUUCUUGCUAAUAAGUUGAAAUCCUCCUUUGGCAUUAAGGACAAUGACUCCUUCUAGCUCCAUUUUUUUGUAUCCAAAGAUUUAGUUAUUAUUGUAGAUGGUGCAAAUUUGCAAGAUAUUAUUUUGUAACUCUAUCUAGAGUACACAAGAUUUUGCUGGAUUUCUGUAGUUAGAAUGCUGGGAAAGCUUGAUUUAUCAAUGACUUGAAGCAAUAAUUAUGUGCAUUUCGUUAGGUUUUAUUUCGCUACCUUCAAAUGUAACAUUGUAUACGAUGUGAUCAUUUUAAAUUUAAUCGCAAACAACUUCACCCGUGCAAUCUA